AUGUCACCCGCCGAAUCUGCACUCCCACCUCUCAUUGAUCUCACAAUGGAAGGCAUUGCUCCCACAACCACAACCGCAACAGUCCCGGAUGCCUCUGCCAUUGAUGGCCUCCUGUUUGAUUACAACCAAGUUGCUCAUCCAGAGGAUCCAGAUGCAUCCGGCGAAAUUGUGGACCCAGGUGAUCCGAGCAACCUGGUCCCAGAAUAUAACUCCUCUGAUGACAUGGAUGUUGAGGUGGAGGUGAAGGUUGAAGAGUCUUCUGAGGAGAUUUAUGCGAGUUUCAAGUUUCAAGAUUCGAGUUGCGACUUUCGAGUUUCGAGUCGAGUACCGACACCCGACACCCAAGUACUGACACCCGAGUACCAACACCUGAGAUUUGGUACUCGGUACUCGGUACUCGGUACUCGGGUGUCGGGUGUUGGGUGUCGGUACUCAGAUUUAUAUUCGAGUUUCGAGUUUCGAAUCGAGUACCGACACCCAACACCCAACACCCGACACCCGAGUACCAAUGAUACACACGAAUCACCGAGUACCGAGUACCGAAUCUCGGGUGUCGGGUGUCGGUACUCGGGUGUCGGUACUCAACUUGAAACUCGAAACUCGCAUAAAUCUGAGUUUCGAAUCCCGAGACUCGAAUCACCAAGUACCGAGUACCGAAUCUCGGGUGUUGGGUGUCGGGUUACCAACACCCAACACCUGACACCUGAGUACCAAGUACCGACACCCGAGAUUUGGUACUUGGUACUCGGUGAUUUAUGUGUAUCAUCGGUACUCGGGUGUCGGGUGUCGGGUGUUGGGUGUUGGUACUUGAUUCAAAACUCGUAUAAAUCUGAGUUUUCACGAUAUUAUGUCUGUACAUCAUCAAGCUAUCUUCCAAAAAUAUAUAUGGCUGUGUGUGAGGAUGGAAAGGGAAGAGAAAACACAGAUGAAGCAGGGGAGUUGAAUGGGAUGAUGUAUCAAGACUCUAAGAGUCGAAGCCGUGUGAGUGCCUUAAGCGAGCAUGACUCGGUACUCGGGUGUCGGGUGUUGGUACUCAACUCGAAACUCGAAACUCCUAUAUGA
This is a messenger RNA of Suillus paluster, 1062 nucleotides long. RefSeq lists its product as uncharacterized. NCBI's taxonomy places the organism in Eukaryota, Fungi, Basidiomycota, Agaricomycetes, Boletales, Suillaceae. The transcript is spliced from 6 exons. The record is from RefSeq and is a predicted model, not a curated record. The coding region runs from base 1 to 1062 and encodes 353 amino acids.